AAAAACGUCUCAGCUAAAACAGAAAAAACACACACAAAGCUGAGAAAGCCUAUGAUUGUGUUACAGCGAGAGCAGUUAAGGGCAUGAACACACAUAGACGGAUAGAAAAAAAUCAAUUCUGUCAGAUAAAGUAAGACGGGCGUGAAGACAGGGGAAGGAGAAGUGGGAGAGACAGAACAGAGAGGUGUAAGGGCUUUGCUUCUGCACUCGGAACAUGUCUCUUAAUGGAAAGGUGGCUCUUGUAACAGGGGGUGCGCAGGGCAUUGGAAGAGCCGUGGUCGAGAGACUACUGCAGAGCUCAGCUAAGGUGGCUGUGGUCGACCUCAACAAGGCAUGUGGGGAAGAGAGCAAGACAGAGCUGGAUGCUAUGUUUGGAGAGGGCAACUGCUACUUUAUCCCAUGUGAUGUGUCCAAUGGCGAUGCACUGAGAGAUGCAUUUCACAGGACGGUAGACCAAUUUGGUCGUCUGGACAUCGUUAUCAACAACGCCGGCAUCAACAAUGAAAAGAACUGGGAAAAGACCAUACAGGUCAAUCUGACCUCUGUUAUUAAAGGGACAUACUUGGCACUUGAACAGAUGAGUAAAGAGUACAAGAAAGAAGGAGGCGCCAUUAUCAAUGUCUCCUCAAUGGCAGCCUUCGUGCAUUCACCUCACCAGCCUGUCUACACUGCUACUAAACAUGGAGUCAUUGGCUUCACUAGAGCUAUGGCAGAUGCAUCCUCUCUGGGAAACUACGGUGUUCGUAUUAACGCCCUGUGUCCGGCCUUUGUUGACACUCCUCUGCUGCACUCAGUUGAACAUGAGGAUAACAUGGGAAAGUUUGUCAAGUUCAAGGAUGAUGUCAAACGCAGCAUGAUCAAAUUUGGAGUUUUACAGCCAUCGUUCAUAGCAGAGGGCAUGAUGAGGUUGAUUAUGGACACCACUUUGAAUGGAGCGGUGAUGAAGAUCACCUGCUCAAAAGGAAUUCACUUCCAUACCUACGAACCCAUGUCUGCUUGAGACACGUACUGGAGUUCACACUGCAGUCAGAGCAUCAUUUGGAUUUUCAGGAAAAAAAUAACUUGAACAAUACAUUAUCAUAUAUACAGUACAUAGGCAUACAGGUGUCCAAAUUAAAACAUAAAUUCGAACAAAAUAAUAGUAAUCUGCUGUCCAUCCGAUUUCCGUAAUUGUGUUAAUGAUAUACAUAUGAUAAAUAGGUAAGAAUUAAAUCCAGUGUUUUCGCUCUUACAUAAACUUGGUUUCAAUGUGUUACAGCCAAUAAUUGACAGUGCAUGUUAUCCAACUCACACAAAACCAUUAUGUGAAUUAUUUGUUUAAACAGUAUUAUCAAUAGCAGUAAUAUAACAGGUAGUUUAUUUGUUCUGUGUAUAAAUAUAUAUAUCAAUAUAAAAUAAAUAUUGGACUAUUUCUGCUCCACAUGUCUGGAACAAACUCCCAGAAAGUUGCAGGUCUAAUGAGACUUUCAUCUGCUUCAAAUUAAGAACGAAUACUUUUCUGUUUACUCAAUUGGAUGGAUAAAGUGGAUGCAUUUUACAGUUUAUUUUUAUAAAAUUACAUUCUAUUUUAAGCUUGGUUAUUAUUUUAAUUUUAGUUUUUAAUGUUUAAAUCAAUGCUCUUAACUAUUUUUAAAUUUCCUGUUCUUUUCCCAUUUAUUGGUUUUAUGUAAAGCAUUUAGCAUUGCCUUGUUGUUGAAAUGUGCUACAGUAAUAAACCUGGCUUUCCUAUAA
This is a messenger RNA of Gasterosteus aculeatus aculeatus (three-spined stickleback), 1731 nucleotides long. It is a transcript of the gene hpgd, whose product is annotated as 15-hydroxyprostaglandin dehydrogenase. Gene Ontology annotation, cellular component: cytoplasm. Gene Ontology annotation, molecular function: oxidoreductase activity, acting on the CH-OH group of donors, NAD or NADP as acceptor. Lineage: Eukaryota; Metazoa; Chordata; Actinopteri; Perciformes; Gasterosteidae. The record is from RefSeq and is a predicted model, not a curated record.